AAACGGUUUCACAUGCGCAGUGGGCCUUCCCCGGUAAAGGCUGCUCCACACGUAUAAAAGAAGCGGGAUGAAAUCUGCAGUCAUUGUCUCUCUUGUUCACGACAGACGAGCAGCAGCACUGUCCCUCAGCUCCUUCCUUCCCUCUCGCUUACAAAUCAUGAACCGAGUCGUGUGCCUGAUGGUGGUGAUGGUGGCGGCGGCGCUGUCUGUUGCCAGCGCCUCCCGGCCCUGCAAUACCCACUGCCCGGACCCUUACCUUAACCUGCCUGGCCAUUACGUGUGCUGUGACCAACAUCCCGGCAAAUGCUUCAGACGAGAUAAGUGUCCACCACAUGAGCUCAACAAAGGUCUUCGCCAGACAAUCAAGUAUUGCCAUUAUGACCCUGAGUGUGCUUUACAUGAGAAAUGCUGCUAUGAUGUCUGCAUCGAAGCGAAGGUGUGCAAGCUUCCCGAAUAGCGAGCGCAAUAACCACCACCACCACCACCACCACCACCACCACCACCACCACUACAGGAGCCGUAUCUCAAAAGUUCUGGCGUCUCACCUCCACCACUUUUACCAUCAUGUAAUGAAAGUUCUUGAAAUUUGCAAGGGUCUUUCCAUAACUCUAAUGAUAAUUUAAGAAGGAUUCUACGUCAUAAAUGAGAAAACAUGCAUGAGAGGUCCAUUAUCACCUCUGUGGCCUUUGAAAACACCCCGGAUGAGAGAAUGAAGCGUUUCAAAAUCCAGGCAGAGGUUUUCGAGGGUGUUUUCACUGUUGUGGCGACAGUCCAGCAAGAAUCCACCAUGACCAGUGAGAGAAACACCCACGAGAACCCGACCAACCAUCUCGGCGACCCUUGAAAACACCCCUCAUGAGAGAACAACACCUUCCACUAUUAUGGUCUUUGAGUGGCUGGCUGAAAUGUGGACUCUGAGCCAUCUCCUUGUUGUUGCCUGCCAUUGCUUCGCUGUGCGUGGGUGAGACUGUGGCUCAGCUCAAUAAAUCGAUUGAAAAGUGAAAA
Molecule: messenger RNA, 1005 nt
Organism: Scylla paramamosain (green mud crab)
Lineage: Eukaryota; Metazoa; Arthropoda; Malacostraca; Decapoda; Portunidae
Exons: 4
Coding region: 68-457 (129 amino acids)
Source: RefSeq, a predicted model, not a curated record